AACUCAAUACAAAUCUACUCUGCUCCCCGGAUAAAUUCAAUCACUCCAACCACUCUUUUAAGUUUUAAGUCAUUAAGUCAAGUUUCUUGUUAUCGAAUUGGUAGCAGUAGCACUCUAUCAGGCAUUCACGCGCCGUCACCACAACCACCAUGCUCCACCAGCGCAUCCUCCUCAUACUGUACCCUGCACAAGGCCACAUAAACCCUGCCCUCCAGCUCGCAAAGAGACUCAUUGCUUUGGGUGCACAUGUCACUCUCUCCACCACCCUUCACAUUCACCGCCGCAUAACCAACAAACCCACACUCCCCGGCCUCUCCUUUGUCCCCUUCUCCGACGGCUACGACGGUGGUUUAACCGCCACCGGGGAUGUUGAUUACACGCUCUACGCUUCGGAGCUCAAGCGUCGUGGCUCCGAGUUUGUAACCAAUCUCAUAGCCUCCAGCGCAGAGGAGGGUAACCCUUUCACUUGUUUAGUCUACUCUCUCCUCCUUAAUUGGGCUGCGGAGGUUGCGCGUGGGAUUCACCUCCCGACGGCGAUGCUGUGGGUUCAACCAGCCACUGUGUUGGACAUUUCGUACUAUUACUUUCACGGAUACGAUGAUUACAUAAGUGAGAAAACAAAAGAACCCUCUUGUUCCAUAGAAUUACCGGGAUUGCCAUUAUUGCUAGCACCCGGUGACUUACCUUCAUAUUUAUUAGCCCCAAAUUCAAGUGUGUCAUUGUCUGUGAUUGUUUCAUUGUUUAAAGAGCAGUUUGAUGAGCUUGACGUUGAAACAAACCCAACAAUACUUGUCAACACAUUCGAAGCUUUGGAACCAGAAGCGUUGAGGGCCGUUGAUAAGUUCAACAUGAUCCCAAUCGGGCCGUUGAUUCCCUCGGCCUUCUUGGAUGGGAAAGAUGCCACUGAUACUUCAUUUGGUGGUGAUAUAUUCCACCCAUCAAAUGGUUACAUUGAAUGGUUGGACUCAAAGGCGGUGUCAUCGGUUGUUUAUGUGUCAUUUGGUAGCUUCUGUGUGUUAUCUAAGAUACAAAUGGAGGAACUUGCACGUGCGUUGUUGGAUUGUGGAUGUCCAUUCUUGUGGGUCAUUAGAGAAAAAGAAAAGAAAGAGAAAGAAGAGGAGGGGCUGAGCUGCAUAGAGGAAUUGGAAGAGAAGGGGAAGAUAGUGAAAUGGUGUUCUCAAGUGGAGGUUCUGUCACAUGCUUCAUUGGGUUGUUUUGUGACACAUUGUGGUUGGAAUUCGACCAUGGAAAGCUUGGUUUCGGGGGUUCCUAUGGUGGCAUUUCCACAGUGGCUAGAUCAGAAGACUAAUGCAAAGCUAAUAGAAGAUGUGUGGAAGAUAGGGGUGAGGGUGGAUCAUAAGGUGAAUGAGGAUGGGAUAGUACAAGGGAAGGAAAUUAGAGAGUGUUUGGAAGUUGUGAUGGGGAGUGGAGAGAAAGGAAAUGAACUGAGAAGGAAUGCAAAGAAAUGGAAGGGUUUGGCUAAGGAAGCUGUGACAGAAAAGAAUCUGAGGGUUUUCAUGGACACUGUUUCUGGAUCACAAUGAGUUUGAUCGUGUCGGAAUUGUCCUCUUCUUUAUUGACUUAGUGUGUUUUCUUUUUUCUUUUUCUACUUUUCUUUGCCCAGUUUCAUUUGUCUUUCUGUUAAUUGGUUCACCGAGGGAUCAAGUCAAUUUCUUCUUCAUCAAUCAAGCAGAUAGGGCCCAAGU
Gastrolobium bilobum is the source of this 1706-nucleotide messenger RNA. Its product is annotated as phloretin 4'-O-glucosyltransferase-like. Gene Ontology annotation, molecular function: UDP-glycosyltransferase activity. Lineage: Eukaryota; Viridiplantae; Streptophyta; Magnoliopsida; Fabales; Fabaceae. The coding region runs from base 150 to 1544 and encodes 464 amino acids. The transcript has a single exon. The record is from RefSeq and is a predicted model, not a curated record.